Serinus canaria (Common canary) is the source of this 657-nucleotide messenger RNA. RefSeq lists its product as uncharacterized. The transcript has 2 exons. Lineage: Eukaryota; Metazoa; Chordata; Aves; Passeriformes; Fringillidae. The record is from RefSeq and is a predicted model, not a curated record. The coding region runs from base 1 to 657 and encodes 218 amino acids.
AUGUGUGGAAGUUCAGCUGGAGAGGAGCAGGGACGAGGUAACCAUCAUUCCCGUUACCGGGUUCGCGGCGCCCGGAGCCCGACUGAGAAAGUGCUGCUAAGGACAGGUGAGCCCCAGCUGCUGGAAGCACCAAAGGUGACAAGACAAGCACUUCCCACCGCCGGCUCCCGGACAAACCGAGCGGCGGCCGGGCACGGAGCGGCGCGCACCGGGAUCGCCUCGGCAUCGGCCGUUCCCAUGGCGGGAAAGGGCGGGCCGGGCCCGGGGCCGCCCCCUUGUCCCGGGCUGAACCGCGCGGCCGCGGCGGGACCUGCGCGGCUCCGCCUCGCCCGCCCUCGGCAUCAUCGCUCCGCGCCAGCAGCGGGGCGGGGCGGGCCCCGUUGCCGGGUUACCGCUGUCAUCCGCCCGCGCCGCCGCCGCGCUCGCUCCCUCUCCCGCCCGCCCUCCCCGCCCCCUCCCGGCGCCGCAGGAAGCGAGCGGAUCCCGGGGCGCUGCUGCCGCCGCUCCCCUUACCGCGCCCGGCGUCCCCGGCCCGGCCCUGCCUCGCCGCCCAGCGCCCCACGCCGCCGCUCCCCCCACAUGCCGCAGAGCGGAGCGGUCGCGGCGCCGAGCCCCGCCGCCCGGCUGCCCCGCCGCGCCGCCCAGCUGGGGCCCUGA